AUGACCAAAAAUAGUCAAUCAACGAAAUCUAUUCCGGAACGUAUUCUACGAGCAAAUGAUCGUGAAUUUAAUGAACAAUUCAAAUAUGCUGAUAAUUAUAUUAGAACUUCGAAAUACAAUCUUAUCACAUUUGUUCCGCUUAAUUUAUUGGAACAAUUUCAGCGCCUUGCUAAUUUUUAUUUUUUGAUAUUAAUGAUUUUGCAACUUAUACCAUCGAUUAGCUCAAUAGCAUGGUAUUCAACUGCCAUUCCAUUAUUUGUUGUGCUUAUAUUUAGUGCUGCAAAAGAUGCUUAUGAUGAUAUUCAAAGACAUCGAAGCGAUAAACAAGUAAAUAAUCGAAUCUCGUAUGUUGUUCGAAAUGGUCAAUUAAUUAUGGAAAAAUGGAUGAAUGUUAAAGUUGGUGAUAUAAUACGUAUGGAAAAUGAUCAAUUUGUUGCGGCUGAUUUACUUUUGUUAUCAACCUCAGAGCCUCAGGGCUUAUGCUAUAUCGAGACAUCAGAACUUGAUGGUGAAACAAAUUUAAAAGUUCGUCAAGCUUUACCGGAAACGUUUGUUAUGGGGGAUAAAUUAAUGCAAAUAAGUAAAUUUAAAGGUCAAAUUCAUUGUGAAAUACCAAAUAAUAAGUUGAAUCAAUUUGAGGGAAGAUUACAUUAUGAUGGUAAUGUUUUAUUGCUUGAUAAUGGGAAAACGUUAUUGAGAGGAUGCGUAUUACGGAAUACUCGUUGGUGUUAUGGAGUUGUAGUAUUUGCAGGAAAAGACACAAAGCUAAUGAUGAAUAGUGGAAAAGCGAAAUUUAAACGAACAAGUUUGGAUCAUUUCCUUGAUAUUUUAAUUAUGGGUAUAGUUAUAUUUUUGUUAGCAAUGUGUCUUAUUUGUACAAUAUUAUCUGGAAUUCGAGAAUGGACUAUUGAAAGCCAUUUUACUGUUUAUUUAAAUUUGGGUAGCUCAAUCAUUUCAAAUCACAUGAAACAAUCAUUGCAACACACUUCCGCUUUAUCAUUUAUCAUGUUCUUCUCAUAUCUUAUCUUGCUCAAUACCGUUGUGCCUAUUUCACUUUAUGUAAGUGUUGAAAUCAUACGAUUUUUUCAUUCAAUGUGGAUUAAUUUUGAUUGUGAAAUGUAUUACGAAAAGGAUGAUAUUGCUGCAUGUGCACGUACCACUACAUUAAAUGAAGAAUUAGGCCAAGUUCAAUAUAUAUUUAGCGAUAAAACAGGAACUUUAACGCAAAAUUCAAUGGUAUUUAGGAAGUGUUCGAUUAAUGGAUGUAGUUACGGUGAUAUAUAUGACAUUAAUGGUGAAGUAAUUGAGGUAACAGAGAAUACACCGACGGUUGAUUUCUCAAAAAAUCAUUGGUUUGAACCGAAUUUCAAAUUUUACGACGAAACAUUAUUGAAAGAUACAACCAAAGGACUUUACCAAGUAAAAGAAUUCUGGCGACUUUUGGCUCUUUGUCACACUUCCAUGCCAGAACGGAAAAACAAUUUCUUGAAAUAUCAGGCACAAAGUCCGGAUGAAGCUGCUCUUAUAUCUGCUGCACGGAAUUUCGGAUACGUUUUGAAAUCUCGUACUGCUCAAACUAUCACACUGGAAGUAGCCGGCUCCGAAGAGGUAUAUGAUUUAUUAGCAAUUCUUGAUUUCAAUAAUGUCAGGAAGCGAAUGUCAGUAAUUGUCCGAAAUCCUUUGGGCGAAUUAAUACUUUAUUGCAAAGGAGCAGAUACAGUUAUACUUGACAGGAUAUCACACGACACGUCACCAUCAUUGAAAAGUGCAACAAUUCAACAUCUCGAUAAAUUUGCUGUUGAUGGCUUUCGAACAUUAUGUUUGGCUUAUAAGGAAAUUAGCAUUGAUGUUUUUAAUAAAUGGCAUGAACAGCAAAAAAAAGCGGCAGCUGCAUUAACUAAUCAUCAAGAACAAUUAGAUCGAGUUUAUGAUGAAUUGGAACAAGAGAUGAUACUUCUGGGAGCUACAGCAAUUGAGGAUAAGCUUCAAGAUGGUGUCCCGGAUACGAUAGCAAAACUUGCUCAUGCUAACAUUAAAAUUUGGAUUUUAACAGGUGAUAAACAGGAAACGGCAAUCAAUAUUGGCUAUUCAUGCAAUUUGUUAACGGAAAAUCUUCGUGAAGUUUUCAUUAUUGAUGGUGAAACGAAGCGUGAAGUUGAAGUGCAAUUGAAGGAUGUACGACGACGAAUCGAGCAAGCACUUGGAUCGGAUGCUUUAUCAGAUGAUGGAAAACUUCCUCCUCAAUAUUAUACUGUCACAGAUAUCGAAAAUAAUACUGAAGUUCAAAAUCAUCUUGAAUCUGAUGAAUGGAAAAAUUUAGAAGGCUAUGCAUUAGUCAUUAAUGGACCAUCGUUAACAUAUGCGUUGAAAAAAGAGCUGGAAAGGACAUUUCUGGAUAUCGGAUGCUUGUGUCGUGCAGUUGUUUGUUGUCGUGUUACACCGCUCCAAAAAGCAAUGGUUGUUGAUUUGGUGAAAAGGAAUAAAAAAGCGGUAACAUUAGCUGUUGGUGAUGGUGCAAACGAUGUGUCAAUGAUUAAAAUGGCACAUAUUGGAGUUGCAAUUUCAGGACAAGAAGGUAUGCAAGCUGUAUUAGCAUCUGACUACAGUAUCGGGCAAUUUCGUUAUCUGAAAAGACUUCUGCUUGUGCAUGGUCGCUGGUCUUAUUUUAGGAUAACAAAAUUUUUGCGAUAUUUUUUCUACAAAAAUUUUGCUUUUACACUUACUCAUUUUUGGUACUCCUUUUUCUGUGGAUAUUCUGCACAGUCAAUUUACAAUCCGGUUUUAAUUGCUUGCUAUAAUUUAUUCUUUACAUCAUUACCUGUACUUGCAAUGGGUAUAUUUGAUCAAGAUUGUGAUGAUGUAUAUAGCAUGAAAUAUGCUACACUUUAUAUACCUGGUCAAUAUAAUUUAUUUUUUAAUAUGCGAAUUUUUAUAUAUUCUGUUCUUCAUGGAGUGAUCAGUUCUUUGGUGAUAUUUUUUGUACCAUACGGAAUACUAUGUAAUGGUGCAGAUUCAACAGGACGAGAUUUUAAUGAUUAUUCAUUAUUGGCAUUUACAUGCUUUACAUCGUUGAUCAUUGUUGUUACGGGCCAAAUAGCAUUUGAUACAAGUUAUUGGACUAUUUUUAAUCAUAUUGUUAUUUGGGGUUCGGUGAUAUUCUAUUUUUGUCUUAGCUAUAUUUUAUAUGAAGCUUUGCCUGUAUGGUUCGCUUCAAAAUUUCAGUCAGCUCAGUCUUAUGGUGUCAUGCAGCGUGCCUUUACAUCAUUGCAGUUUUGGCUUUCCCUUUUAAUGGUAUCCGUUAUUUUGCUCUUACCGGUACUUCUUAAUCGAUUUUUCUGGUUCGACAUACAUCCCACAUUUGCUGAUCGUCUUCGAAUGAAACGAAAGCUUCAAACUUCUUUGGAAGAGCUACCACCAGUAACAACGAGAACACGGCGUUCAACAAUUGGUCGAAGUCGUCGAGCUUCAUCACGCUCAGGAUAUGCCUUUUCCCAUCAGCAAGGUUUCGGUGAUUUGAUCAUCAAAGGAGAAUUGUUCAAACAGGUGGAACAAAUAAAUUCUGGAAGUUCGCUGCAGAAGAUUGUUUCACCUAUCCGGCAGUUAGCAGAAAAGGGAACAACCACUAUGCUCAGACCAAUAACACUUUUGUCACAAAGAAAUAACAAAGUAAUACCUGCAGUACAAAUUAAAGAAGAGUCCGGGCAAACGGAGCACACUGAAUAUAAUUCAGAAGGGCUACCCAAAAUUUCUAAGGGACGAAAUAUGCAUAAUUCUAAUAACGAAGAUAAGGACACUGAUAUAUCACCACAGUUUUUGCACAAAAUCACUGUUAACAACGAUGAAGAACUUACUAUCAAGCACCUCGAUGACGCAGCUUACAGAAACAGAAAACCUUCAUCGGAACAACAACAAAAACAUUCAGCUGAUAUUGUUUUGGAAUCAGCGAAUCAAAUUGCACAAAUUUCUCCUUCAUCCACUAAUACAAAACGUCAGAAGUCAUUGCAAUCCAUCCAAACUACAACAUAUCUGAAUUUGCCUGAAUGGACUUCAAAAUCUCCAAAUGGCUAUGUUGAUAUUGUAGGAGUUAAGCGAGCUGCAUAUAAACCAUUGAACGAAACAAGACUGUAA
Cercopithifilaria johnstoni is the source of this 4128-nucleotide messenger RNA. NCBI's taxonomy places the organism in Eukaryota, Metazoa, Nematoda, Chromadorea, Rhabditida, Onchocercidae. The record is from the annotation of a GenBank genome assembly.